AUGGCCCUCCGCGUCCACCCCGCCUUGCCCCCGGGAACGCGCCCCUUGGCGAGUGUUACAGUAACUAGCGAACGUAAUAGAAUACCCUUGCCCCGCGCGCGCCUACUAUCCUCCGCCCACUCGCUAGCCGCCGCGUCCCCUUUCCGCACCGACUUCUGCGCCACUCCGCCAGGCGCAGCGCGCGCCCCCUCCCGCAGGCGGAGGGCGUGGCGCGCAGCUGCUGCAGCGGGCGCGGGCGAGGCGGAUGCGGGGACGUCCCCGCUGGUGACCGCUGCGGGCGAUGGCGCAGUGAGGGCGGGUGAGAGGCAAUGGCGCGGAAGGGGGGCGGGGGGGGGCGGCAUCCCACAUACCAAGGGCGCCUUCGACUCCCCGCGCCGGUUCGCUAAGAAGUUUGCUCGCACCACACUGCCUGGCCUUACAGCCCACUCCCCACCCUUCCCACUCCCCAUUCCCCCCUUUCCUCCUCUUCGGUCUCCGCCACACGUUCAGGCCUCUUUCGCUCACCUGAGUCAGGCGGAGUGGAGAGCGCGACGAGCGCCCACGGGCUGCCAGCGCCGUGUCAGCCACACGCUCGGGUCUCUUCCGCUCGCCAGACUCAGGAGGGGUGGAGAGUGCAACCAGCGCCCACGGACUACCCGCCCCAGCAGUGGCAGUGCGCAACCUGGUGGAGCAGGCGCAGUACGCACAGCUCUGCUCCAUCAUGCCAAUUCUGCCCCCUGCCGUUCCCCCCCUCCCAUUUCCCCCCUUCUCCCCACACCCCCUCCCAUUUCCCCCCUUCUCCCCACACCCCCUCCCAUUUCCCCCCUUCUCCCCACACCCCCUCCCGUCCCCUCUCUUCCAGUCUCCGCCACUCGCUCGGGCCUCUUCCGCUCGCCAGUCUCAGGCGGAGUAGAAAGCGCCACGAGCGCCCACGGGUUGCCAGCCCCGGCUGUAGCAGUGAGGAAUCUGGUGGAGCAGGCGCAGUACGCACAGCUCUGCUCCAUCAUGUCAAGGGGAAGGUGGGGAGGGGAACGGGGGCAGGGGGGGCAGGGAGUGGGAUGGAAGAGCGUGGGCAGUGGGCAGAGGAAGGGGAUAGGAGGGAAGGGCAGUCCGACCCGCGCUGCACCGCACCGUGGUGGUGCAGAUCGCACCUACCCCUGGUUGAGCGGCCUUGCCAACACCAACCUGCACCUGGGACCCACCUUUCUGAUCCCACCCACCUUUCCCUGCCAUUCCCUCCCCUCCCCAUUCCUCCCAGACCCGGUCUUCCUGCUCUCCCCUCUCGGCAUGCAUUCGCGCAACUUGCAAUCGGACCCGCGCUGCACCGUGGUGGUGCAGAUCCCCGGCUGGAGCGGUCUUGCCAAUGCCCGUGCCACCAUCUUUGGGGACCUCUACCCCCUGCCGCCCAGCCAGCAGAUCCCGGGGUGGAGUGGCCUUGCCAAUGCCCGCGCCACCAUCUUUGGCGACCUCUACCCCCUGCCGCCCAGCCAGCAGGAGUGGGCGCGGGGCUUCUAUGUGAAGCGGCACCAGCACGGGGCAGCGCAGCAAUGGGGCAACUUCCACUUUUACCGCAUGGAUACCAUCUGCGACAUCUACUUUGUGGGGGGCUUUGGCACGGUGGCGUGGAUAGAUGUGGCUGACGAUAUUUACUUUGUGGGCGGCUUUGGCACGGUGGCGUGGAUAGAUGUGGCUGAGUAUGUGGCUGCCACACCCGACACCGUGGCCACCAACCACGUGGAGCACACGCUGCAGGUGAUUACUGCUGAGGGCACUCAUUCUGUGCUCACAGUUACUGCUGAGGGCACUCAUUCUGUGCUCACAGUUACUGCUGAGGGCACUCAUUCUGUGCUCACAGUUACUGCUGAGGGCACUCAUUCUGUGCUCACAGUUACUGCUGAGGGCACUCAUUCUGUGCUCACAGUUACUGCUGAGGGCACUCAUUCUGUGCUCACAGUUACUGCUGAGGGCACUCAUUCUGUGCUCACAGUUACUGCUGAGGGCACUCAUUCUGUGCUCACAGUUACUGCUGAGGGCACUCAUUCUGUGCUCACAGUUACUGCUGAGGGCACUCAUUCUGUGCUCACAGUUACUGCUGAGGGCACUCAUUCUGUGCUCACAGUUACUGCUGAGGGCACUCAUUCUGUGCUCACAGUUACUGCUGAGGGCACUCAUUCUGUGCUUCCAGGAACUCAACGAUCGGCUGGGGGGAGGGGACUGAGGGCGGUGCUGGCAGGGUCGAGUGCGGAGCUCAACGACCGGCUGGGCGCCGAGCUGGGAGCAGUGCUGGCGGGGUCGAGCCCCCAGCAGGCCAUCGAUGACGCUUCCUCCCUUUCUCUAAUCAUAGGAGCUGAACGACUGGCUGGGGGUGGAACUGAGGGCGGUGCUGGCAGGGAACUCAACGACCGGCUGGGCGGGGAGCUGAGGGCGGUGCUGGCAGGGUCGAGCCCCCAGCAGGCCAUCGAUGAUGCUUCUUUCAUCAGCAUUGACAGCAAGGGGGUGGAUAUCCGCGUGCGACACGGCACACAGACCCCGUCCACUCAAUGCCAGCAACAGAGGCCACACACACUCGCACCCAUGCCCUCUCACUCCCCUCCCAAACACCCAAUCCACCCUCUGCAGUUCCACGUGCAGCGCCUCUCCUUCACCACAUCAGACGCAGUCGACUCACUGCCAGCAGCAGAGGCAGCCCUCCGCCGCAUCCUCGCCUGCCCCUCACUCGUGCUCCCCAAUGGCACCCCUCUGCUCUGA
This is a messenger RNA of Closterium sp. Naga37s-1, 2727 nucleotides long. The record is from the annotation of a GenBank genome assembly. NCBI's taxonomy places the organism in Eukaryota, Viridiplantae, Streptophyta, Zygnematophyceae, Desmidiales, Closteriaceae.